Salarias fasciatus (jewelled blenny) is the source of this 540-nucleotide messenger RNA. It is a transcript of the gene lrrc51, whose product is annotated as leucine rich repeat containing 51. The record is from RefSeq and is a predicted model, not a curated record. The transcript is spliced from 4 exons. Bases 1 to 540 code for a protein of 179 amino acids. Gene Ontology annotation, molecular function: protein binding. Lineage: Eukaryota; Metazoa; Chordata; Actinopteri; Blenniiformes; Blenniidae.
AUGCAUGCUCCUCCAGUGGAUCUGUCCUUCAAAAACAUCAGUCAUUUGACAGAUGCACGGGCAGAGGAACCAAACAGCGGUCUGCGGCCAAUAAAGAGAAAUUCAGAGAUGAAGUAUCUCAGUUGCUCCCUGCGUCUCAAUAACAACAAUAUCACAGACCUCCACGACUUGCCCAAGAUUGUGAGCUACUUCCUGGCAGAACCACUGCGCCUCGCGUGGCUGGAUCUUUCCUUCAACAAAAUCACGCAUAUCGAUGAAGUUUUGUGCCAGCUGCAGGAACUUCGUGUGUUGUAUCUUCAUGGCAACAACAUUUUGAUUCUGUCAGAGGUGGACAGGCUGGGCACACUGCCGUACUUGCACUCCAUCACUUUGCAUGGAAACGCAAUUGAAGCCAACAAGACUUACAGGAAUCGUGUGAUUUCGGUUUUGCCUCAGCUCAAGUCGAUGGACUUCAGUGCCGUGACACGAGAUGAGCGAGUCAUGGCAAAGAUCUGGCAUCACAGCAACAACCGCAGAAGGAGCAAGGAGACUCUCCAGUGA